Molecule: messenger RNA, 1641 nt
Organism: Misgurnus anguillicaudatus (oriental weatherfish)
Lineage: Eukaryota; Metazoa; Chordata; Actinopteri; Cypriniformes; Cobitidae
Product: BRISC and BRCA1-A complex member 2
Biological process (GO): double-strand break repair
Cellular component (GO): BRISC complex; BRCA1-A complex
Source: RefSeq, a predicted model, not a curated record
GGAACUGGUAAUUUACAAAUAUAUGUAAUGAUGCUCUUGUAAAAGGAAUCAGGAUUAUUUACCGGCAACCAUAAACAGGACCCCAAAAACAACAACACAGGAAGUGGGAUAAUGUGUUCACUGUGAAGAUUUGUGAUUAUAACUUAUAUAAAGAUCACAACCCUGACUGAAGAUGAACAGCCUCUCUCCAGAGGUGGCACUGGGUCGGAUUUCUCCUGAGCUGAGGCCUUUACUCUUUACUGUGGUACGUAAUGGACGGGUUGGUUUGGACUCCUCUAACUGUCUCCGGAUUACUGAUAUUAAGAGUGGCUGUACAUCACUGAUGCCUGGUCCAUGCUGUGAUAGAUUUAAACUUCACAUUCCAUAUGCUGGAGAGACUCUCAAAUGGGAUAUUAUUUUUAAUGCCAGAGAACCAGAGCUGCCCCCUGACUUUAUCUUUGGAGAGGAUGCUGAUUUUCUGCCAGAGCCAUCAGAACUCCUGCACUUGGUGUCAUGGGACACUGGUAAACCAGAGUGUCUCCUACAGCUAGUGAAAGAGCUGCUACAGCAGUACCAUCAGUACCAGUGCCAGCGGCUGCGUGACAGCUCCCGCCUGCUCUUUGAGUACGACAGCCUGCUGGAGGACUAUGGCCAAAGCAUGGAGAUCUACGCUGGCCGCAAGAACAGCUGGACAGGGGAGUUCUCUGUUCGAUUCCUCCUCAGACUCCCAGUGGAUUUUAGCAACAUUCCAAUCUAUCUUCUCAAGGACACUUCACUGGAUCCAGGCGAAGAUGUGGUGCUUCUUUCAGUUAACUUUGAAGAUGCUGAAGCCACACAGGUCUUCCCAAAACUCUACCUGUCUCCCAGCAUUGAGCAUGCACUUGGAGGACCUUCGGCAUUACAUAUACCAGCAUUUCCCAGUGGAGGCUGUCUCAUUGAUUAUGUGCCUCAAGUAUGCCAGUUACUUACAAACAAGGUGCAGUAUGUUAUUCAAGGAUAUCAGAAGAGAAGAGAAUACAUUGCUGCUUUUCUCAGUCAUUUUGGAAUGGGGGUGGUGGAGUAUGAUGCUGUGGGGUUUACCAAGCUCACCCUUUUGCUAAUGUGGAAAGAUUUCUGCUUCCUGGUACAUGUGGACCUACCUUUAUACUUCCCUCGAGAUCAACCAACCCUUACCUUUCAAUCAGUCUAUCACUUUACCAGCAGUGGGCAGCUCUACUCUCAGGUGCAAAAGUCUUACCCCUAUAGUCCACGCUGGGACGGCAAUGAAAUGGCCAAACGAGCCAAGGCUUACUUCAAGGGCUUUAUUCCUCAGUUCCAAGAGGGGGCUUUUACCAAUGGAAAACUGUAGAUAUAUUCUGUAAAUUAGGAUAAUGUCUCUAAUUUGACUGCUGACUUUUGGAGUUUUUGGAGAAUAUCUAUGAAUGUCAAUUAGUCUAACGUGCAUGAACCCAGAAUUAGUCUGUUUUUUGAAAAACCUCUGAAUCACAAGGCUUAUAUUAGCUGGUCCUUUUUAUUGUUCAACCUUCUUGACCUCAUGAGCAAGAGGUACACGUAAAUGUACUGCAUGUACUUUUUCAUCUUUUUUUGUGCUCCUGGCUAAUAAUUUAAAUUGGUUUAUUUGUGUUUUGCAAUAGAUUACAGCAAUAAAUCUAAUUUCUUUUA